Corvus hawaiiensis (hawaiian crow) is the source of this 3822-nucleotide messenger RNA. RefSeq names its product heat shock protein family A (Hsp70) member 12B (gene HSPA12B). The record is from RefSeq and is a predicted model, not a curated record. NCBI's taxonomy places the organism in Eukaryota, Metazoa, Chordata, Aves, Passeriformes, Corvidae. The coding region runs from base 249 to 2306 and encodes 685 amino acids. The transcript has 13 exons.
CUGCAGCUGGAAUUGCAAUUUGAGGCGCUGCCUGGGCCGGGACAGGGAGUGGGAGGAAGCCGGAGCGCGGGGGACUGCGCGGGGCCCCGACGGGGACAGAGCCGCGGACAGGACGGGGACAGAGCCGCGGGGACAGAGCCGCGGGGACAGAGCCGCGGGCACCACCCCGGCGGGCACAGCCCGAGUGGCAAAGCGGGGGCUGCACCGAGGGGUCCCCAACCUGUGUCCCCCCCCCCCCCCCAGCGGCCAUGGCGAUGCUCCUGGAGCCCGGGAUGCAGAGCCUGCGGAUGGGUGCCAACAGCGAGCGGUGCCCAACGCCGUCCCCGCCCGGCUCCCCGGGGACACCCCAUGACAGCUGCAGCAUCGCCCCAUUGACACCUUCCCAGUCACCGCGGAGCGAGGCGCGCUCCCAGCAGACCCCGUCCUUCUCCGUGGUGGUGGCCAUCGACUUCGGCACCACCUCCAGCGGUUAUGCCUUCAGCUUCACCAGCGAUCCUGAGGCCAUCCACAUGAUGAGGAAAUGGGAAGGGGGGGACCCAGGCGUGGCCAACCAGAAGACCCCCACCAGCCUCCUGCUGACCCCGGAGGGGACAUUCCACAGCUUCGGCUACACCGCCCGGGAUUACUACCAUGACCUGGACCCCGAGGAGGCCCGCGAGUGGUUCUACUUCGAGAAGUUUAAGAUGAAGAUCCAUAGCACCAGUGAUCUGACCAUGAAAACCGAGCUGGAAGCUGUCAAUGGGAAGAAGAUGCUGGCACUGGAGGUGUUUGCCCAUGCGCUGCGCUUCUUCAAGCAGCACGCGGUGCAGGAGCUGAAGGACCAGUGCCCAUCCCUGCCCGAGAAUGAUGCCAUCCGCUGGGUCCUCACCGUGCCGGCCAUCUGGAAGCAGCCGGCCAAGCAGUUCAUGCGGGAAGCGGCCUACAAGGCCGGCCUGGUGUCCCCGGAGGUCCCGGAGCAGCUGCUGAUCGCGCUGGAGCCCGAGGCCGCCUCCAUUUACUGCCGGAAGCUGCGGCUGCACCAACUGAUCGAGCUGAGCUGCCGGCCCCCGGCCAGCGGGGCGGAGCCCCCCCACCCCAUCGACUCCAGCUUCCGGCAGGCCCGGGAGCAGCUCCGGCGAUCCCGGCACAGCCGGACCUUCCUGGUGGAGUCGGGAGUGGGGGAGCUCUGGUCGGAGAUGCAGGCAGGUGACAGGUACAUCGUGGCCGAUUGUGGUGGGGGGACCGUGGAUCUGACCGUGCACCAGAUCGAGAAGCCGCAGGGGACUCUGAAGGAGCUCUACAAAGCUUCGGGAGGUCCCUACGGGGCCGUGGGCGUGGACCUGGCCUUCGAGAAGCUGCUGUGCCACAUCUUCGGGGACGAUUUCAUCGCCACCUUCAAGGCCAAGCGUCCGGCGGCCUGGGUGGACCUGACCAUUGCCUUCGAGGCGCGGAAGCGCGCGGCCGCCCCGAGCCGCUCCAGCCCCCUCAACAUCUCCCUGCCCUUCUCCUUCAUCGACUUCUACCGCAAACACCGCGGCCACAACGUCGAGACCGCGCUCCGCAAGAGCAAUGUCAACCUGGUGAAGUGGUCGUCCCAAGGGAUGCUGCGGAUGUCCCCCGAGGCCAUGAACGAGCUGUUCCAGCCAACCAUCACCCACAUCAUCCAGCACAUCGACACCCUCUUGAAGAAACCCGAGGUCCAAGGCAUCAAAUUCCUGUUCCUGGUGGGCGGCUUUGCCGAGUCGGCCAUGCUGCAGCGGGCGGUGCAGGCCGCCUUCGGCCACUGCUGCCGGGUCAUCGUCCCGCAGGACGUGGGGCUGACCAUCCUCAAAGGGGCCGUGCUCUUCGGCCUGGACCCCGGCGUGGUGCGGGUGCGCCGGUCCCCGCUGACCUACGGCGUGGGGGUCCUCAACAAGUUCGUGGAGGGGAAGCACCCGCGGGAGAAGCUGCUGGUCAAGGAGGGCAAGAACUGGUGCACCGACAUCUUUGAGAAGUUCGUGGCCGUGGACCAGUCGGUGGCAUUGGGCGAGGUGGUCCAGCGGAGCUACUGCCCGGCCCGGCCCGGCCAGCGCCGGACCAUCAUCAACAUCUACUGCUGCGACACCGAUGACGUGGUGUACAUCACCGACCCCGGCGUCAGGAAGUGCGGCACCAUCAGCCUGGAGCUGGGGGAUGUGGGGGACGCCACGGGGGACGCGGGCCCGGCGUGGGGCCGGCGUGAGAUCCGCGCCAGCAUGCAGUUUGGGGACACCGAAAUCAAGGUGACCGCGCUGGACACGCGCACGGCGCGCAGCGUGAGGGCCACCAUCGACUUCCUGUCCAACUGAGGGGCCCUGGCAUUGUGGGGACGCCCCCAGGAGAUGCCACCAUCGACUUCCCGUCCAACUGAGGGGCCCUGGCAUUGUGGGGACGCCCCCAGGAGAUGCCACCAUCGAUUUCCUGUUUAUCUGAGAGCUUCCAUCAUCAUGGGGAUCUCUGGGACCUGCCACCAUCGACUUCCUGUCCAACCGAGAGCCUCCAUCAUCAUGGGGAUCUCUGGGACCUGCCACCAUCGACUUCCUGUCCAACCGAGAGCCUCCAUCAUCAUGGAGACCUCUGGGACCUGCCACCAUCGACUUCCUGUCCAAUUGAGGGGCCCUGGAGGAUGCCACCAUUGACUUCUUGUCCAACCGAGAGCCUCCAUCAUCAUGGGGAUCUCUGGGACCUGCCACCAUCGACUUCCUGUCCAGCUUAGACCCCCCUGGAGAUGCCACCAUCAACUUCCCAUCCAACUGAAUGUCCCUGGCAUUGUGGUGACAUCCCCUGGGAGAUGCCACCAUCAACUUCAUCUCCAGCUGAGAGCCUCCAUCACCAUGGAGACCUGCCACCAUUGACUUCCUGUCCAACCAAGAGCCUCCAUCAUCAUGGGGAUCUCUGGGACGUGCCACCAUCGACUUCCUGUCCAACUUAGACCCCCUUGGAGGAUGCCACCAUCGACUUCCUGUCCAACUGACAUUGGGACCACCAUUGUGGGGACCACCAGGAGAUGCCACCAUUGACUUCAUCUUCAGCUGAGACCAUCCUGGGAUCUGCCACCAUCAAUUUCAUCUCCAGCUGAGACCUUGCCAACAUGGUGGGAACCGCUGGGAUCUGCCACCAUUGACUUCCUGUCCAGCUGAGGGACCCAGGAGAUGCCACCAUCAACUUCCAGUCCAACUGAGAGUCCCUGUCAUUGUGGGGACCACCAGAGAUGCCACCAUCGACUUCCUGUCCAGCUGAAGGACCCAGGAGAUGCCACCAUCGACUUCCUGUCCAGCUGAGACCUUCCAGGAGAUGCCACCACUGAAUUCCUGUCCAACUGAGACCUUCCUGGAGAUGCCACCACUGAAUUCCUGUCCAGCUGAGACCCCCCCACAGUCACUGUGGGGACUGUCGUAGGUUCUGCCACCAUCAACCUCAUCUCCAACCAAGACCCCCUGGAGAUGCCACCAUCAAUUUCCACCCCAGCUGCGACCUCCUGUCAUUGUGGGGACCAUCCACCAUCGAUUCCCUCCCAAACUGAGACCCUGGGGACCCCAGACCCUGCCCCCACCCUCUUCCAGCCCCCCUUUAACUGGAAUUUGCCUCAUGACCCCCCCCAUCCCCCAUCCAGGACUCUUUGGGAUUAUCCAUGGACAACUGGGGGUGUCCCCUGUCCCCUUGGGUGGGUUCAUGGAGGGGACCUGGGCUCCCAGCCCUAUUCCCAGUGGGAUUUUCUUCCUUCCCGAGGUAGGAUUUUGUACUUUAAUCCCCCCACAGGCAUGUAAGAUAUCUUUAUAUUUAUAUAUAUAUAUAUAUAUAUAUAUAUAGGCACAUAAAACCUCC